CAUCAUUACUCUCCUUCUUUCUUUCUUUCUCUCUCUAUAAGAUUUCCUUUUGAUCCAAUCUCCCAAUUGUUGCCAUAAGCGGCUGGCUUUUUGCCGGUGACUGCAAAGGCAAUUUUUAUUAACAUAUUUUUGGUACUAGUCGUGCCAUAACGUUUUUUUUUUUCUGUAACAAUUGGGUUUUGACGGAUUGGAUUGAAAGGUGAUAAUUUUGGUAUAUUAUGAUCUCUAGAUAUUAGAUAGAAUUUUUGGAACCGAGGCAUAAUUGAUUGAUAAAGAAAAGUUUCCUUUUUUAAUUUUUGGAAGGACAGAGAUCAAAGGGGAUUUGUACAUUGAAGCUUUUCCCUAUAAUUUCUUCAUAUUGUUCCUCUGGUAGGUGAAUAACAAGAAGGAUAGUUAAGCGAAUGAACGAGAAAAAUGAGGAAUCUCCGCGGGUGAGAACCUUGCCAAACCCGCCUCCAUUGCCAGUGGCUUUCACAAGUAGCCGGCAGGAGAACACAUUUGCAUUUGUAGCCAGGAAAUCAGCAGUGAGAAAAUACUGCUACACACCAACAGCUACAAAGAAUACGUGGGAUUGCCUCUUUGAUGAAGGUUACAGAGCCGACGUCUCUAUUAACACAGAUAACGGUGGCAUCCUCUAUGCGCAUGCUAGUAUUCUGGGUAUCAAUUCUCCAGUAUUUAAAAGCAUGUUGAGUUUGAAACAAUCCAGAAGACAUGGUCGUUGUGGUCAUCAGCGAUCCAUCACUAUAAGUGGGGUUCCAGCUGAGGCUGUUCAAGUUUUCAUCAGAUUCUUGUAUUCUUCCAGGUAUGAGGAAGAAAAAAUGAAGGAGCAUGGGCUGAGCCUGUUGGUGCUAUCGCAUGCAUACGCAGUCUCCCACCUAAAGCGAGAAUGUGAGUGGCAGUUGGAGCAAAGAUUAAACACGGAAAAUGUGGUUGACAUCUUCCAGUUGGCACUCUUGUGUGAUGCCUCCCGGCUUAGCCUUCUUUGUCACCGUUUUAUGCUGAAAAAUCUUAAGCCCGUUUCUGCCACAGAAGGGUGGAAAGCAAUGAAAGAUAGCCACCCGGUGCUUGAAAAACAGAUUUUGAAGUCUGUAAUUGAUGAAGAUAUUAAGGAAAAGGAAAGAGUGAGAAAGAACAAUGAGAGGAAAAUCUAUAUGCAGCUAUAUGAGGCAAUGGAAGCUCUGGUUCACAUAUGCAAAGAUGGCUGUCGUACAAUUGGUCCUCACGAUAAGGUUUUGAAAGAGGAUCAAGAACCGUGCCAUUAUGCAGCGUGCAAGGGUCUAGAAUUGCUCAUUCGUCACUUUGCCGGGUGUAAGUUGAGAGUCCCGGGUGGCUGCAUCCACUGCAAGAGAAUGUGGCAAGUUUUGGAACUGCAUUCUCGUCUUUGUGCCAAUUCGGAUGUUUGUAGGGUUCCUUUGUGCAGAAAUUUUAAGCAAAAGCGCAGAAAACAGAACAAGAAGGAUGAAAUGAAAUGGAGAAUAUUGGUGAGAAAGAUAGUGAGAUCCAAGAGCAUUUCUGGAGCUCCAUUCUUCUCAUUCGAAUCCACAUAAUGUGCAAUACAACCAAUCAUUGUUGCACCUUAUUGAAUUCAUUCUUUAAAUAGAUAUAAUUCAUUGCAUCUUUUACUACUAAUAUGGAAUUUUGCGUCAAGCUACACUUUCUCUACAAUGUAUCUAUACAACUCAUUGUAACUUUUUAUUAAGAUCAAUGACAAUUAAAUUACUCAGCUAA
Lycium ferocissimum is the source of this 1728-nucleotide messenger RNA. RefSeq names its product BTB/POZ and TAZ domain-containing protein 4-like. NCBI's taxonomy places the organism in Eukaryota, Viridiplantae, Streptophyta, Magnoliopsida, Solanales, Solanaceae. The transcript is spliced from 6 exons. The coding region runs from base 402 to 1547 and encodes 381 amino acids. Gene Ontology annotation, molecular function: protein binding. The record is from RefSeq and is a predicted model, not a curated record.